Molecule: messenger RNA, 1491 nt
Organism: Rodentolepis nana
Lineage: Eukaryota; Metazoa; Platyhelminthes; Cestoda; Cyclophyllidea; Hymenolepididae
Source: the annotation of a GenBank genome assembly
AUGAUUAUAGAGUCUGAACCGGUUCGAAAGCUUUUCGAAUGCUGCAUCUGUGGAUCGCCUGAAACAACAAGACUUUUUCCUCUCUGUCUUCAUACUGUUUGUGAGGAGUGUGUGGAACAAGUUAAAUGUGGAGACGGGUACCGUUGUGCCAAGUGUCAUAAAAUUAGUGAUAAGCUUAUCACAAAUGGUGCUUUGUGUAAACUCACUUCUCAAAAUUGUGCACCAAAUUGUGUUUGGUGCGCUGAGGGCGAGGAAACAAAUAUUUCCCAGGGUCAUUGCAAAGAAUGCGACUUGUGGCUCUGUUCUGAAUGCAUUAAGGGUCACAAUCGAAUGCCAACUUUUAGAUCUCAUAAAAUAGACAUUUUUGGAGAUUAUGGAGAAAAAGGUUUAAUGUGUGAAAUUCAUCCCCAUGAAACUCUUGAACUUUACUGUGAAACCUGCGGUGUAUUAACCUGUCGAGAUUGUCAGCUCUCUUUGCAUCGUGAUCAUGGCGGCCAUCGUUGGGUCAAGGAAAAAGCGGAACUAAUUCGCCCUGGUCUUGUCUCUUCAAUCAAAUCCAUGGAAGCCGAGGCUAAAAAAUUGAGGAAUUUCGUUGAGUUGACUGCAAAUUCGCCUGCUGAUAUUCUUGUUAGUAUUGAAGCUGCAAAAGCUUCUCAUCAACGAGCAAUUGAUGAUAUGAUGCGAAUCGCUAAUGCCAAAAAGGUGGAUUUUAUGACUGAGUUGGAUGAGAUGGGCAGAGUACAUCUUGACAGACUUUACGCGGCCAAUGCAAUCAUGCAAAAUCUUUCGAACCGAAUUGAUUAUACCCUCCGAUUGGCACGUUUCUUGGUCGAUAAUGAAAGCAAGGAUCCUGCAAGUUUGGUUCAACUUGCUGGUCAUAUUGAGGAUCAACUGGGUGAUCUAGCUAAACGUGUGGAAGAAUUGGCCACGUUAGAUGUUUCGGUUGACGAGAUACGGAGCAAUCUAAAAGACGCUAUUGGUUGGCAGAAGGCUUCCACCUCUCGUGUCCAUUAUCUACCUACUCGGUCACCCGAAGAAGUGGUAAAUUCGCUCUCUACAGUCUUUUGGACUGCUAACGAAAUGAACGGUGAUGUCUCUUUGGCUCCAAAUUCUUCUAAUAAGGAAGGUGCCAAUGCUCCUCAAGUUAAUGGCGUCGAAGGAACUGAAGUAGAUGACUCAGAAAUUAUGGACAACUCGCGUUUAUUUUAUGGGGGUUGCUCAGUCUGCCGCUCUGCAGGAUUGCUUCUAUUGUGUUCAGCCUGUUCUCGCACUUUCCAUCCACAGUGCCAUCUUCCACGUUUGCAAAAGUCGGAUGUUCCUAAAAAGCAGCGGUGGACUUGCUCUAUGUGCUCUUCUAUCUCUAAGGCUUCAUCAUCGUCAUCACCUGGAAUCGUGCGUCGAAUUCGAGAUGUGCAAAAUGGCGUCACAUCAUCCGACGAGGGCUCACCAAACCAGAUAACGUGGACUCAUGAGCAAUUUGAGGUAUGUUAA